UUAGCGGCCAUGGCAUCAGCUUCUCAUCGUUCUUGGUCUCUGUUCUUUGGUUGCUUCUCUAAUGGCGCCGACGUGGUUGCAGACGCUCCUCAACCCACGACGCAACUGGUUCGCCGCCCAGCACUACAAGGCUCUCACCCAGCGUCUCAAGAACUACGGGUUGCGAUAUGAAGAUCUCUAUGAUCCGAUGUACGAUCUGGACAUCAAGGAGGCGCUGGCUCGGCUCCCACGCGAGGUCGUCGAUGCGAGGACCCAGCGCCUCAAGCGCGCCAUUGAUCUCUCCAUGAAGCAUGAGUACUUGAGCAAAGAUCUGCAGGCUUUGCAGACACCAUUUAGAAGCUAUCUUGAGGACAUGUUGGCUCUUGUAAAGAAAGAGAGGGCUGAACGUGAGGCUUUGGGAGCUCUUCCUCUUUAUGAGCGCACCAUUCCAUGAGGAGUCUUUCUAAGACUUGCAUUUGCUUGCCAUUUUAAGUUGUAAUAAAUAAGACAUAGUUGGGACUAAGUUUGUUUUCUGCUUUGCUUAAAAAGUUUUUGGCCUCUAAUCUUUCAUUGCCUUAGAAACAAAUUUAUUUAAACACACUGCUUAUGUUGAAAUUCAACUAAACCACAGACAAACGGUGCUUGCUUAUGUUGAAGAGGGGAAAAACUUUCUAUUCAACCAGGAGCAGUGUGAAAGUUAUUUUUCCA
Molecule: messenger RNA, 687 nt
Organism: Dioscorea cayenensis subsp. rotundata (Guinea yam)
Lineage: Eukaryota; Viridiplantae; Streptophyta; Magnoliopsida; Dioscoreales; Dioscoreaceae
Product: cytochrome b-c1 complex subunit 7-2, mitochondrial
Exons: 4
Coding region: 62-433 (123 amino acids)
Biological process (GO): mitochondrial electron transport, ubiquinol to cytochrome c
Source: RefSeq, a predicted model, not a curated record